AUGAAGUCUGAUGUACAGGAGAAUGCAGCCCAGAGUGAAGUGAUCUUGAUCCUGACCAAGUACUACCAUGCAGACAUGGGGAAGGUUCUGGAAAGUUCUCUGUGGCGGUCGUCGGACUUCGGGACGUCGUACAGCAAGCUCACGCUGCAGCCCGGGGUGGCCACCGUCAUCGACAACUUCUACAUCUGCCCCAGCAACAAGAGGAAGAUUAUCCUGGUGAGCUCCUCCCUCAGCGCCCGGGAGCAGAGCCUCUUUCUCAGCACCGACGAGGGUGCCAGCUUCCAGAGGCAGCCCAUCCCCUUCCUGGUGGAGACCCUGCUCUUCCACCCCAAGCAGGAGGACAAGGUCCUCGCCUACACCAAGGAGGGCAAGCUCUACGUGUCGGCUGACCUGGGGAAGCAGUGGGCGCUGUUGCAGGAGCGCGUGACCAAAGACCGCGUGUUCUGGGCUGUGUCUGGCGUGGACAGUGACCCCGACCUGGUGCACAUGGAAGCGCAGGACCCCAGUGGAGGAGUCCGGUACAUCGCCUGCUCGAUCCACAACUGCUCCUGGGGGGCGCUGGCUGCCCCGCCCGCGGGGCCCCUGGACCCGGGCUCCCUGACCGUGCAGGACGAGUACAUCUUCUUCAAGGCCACGGCCACCAACCGGACCAACUACUACGUGUCCUACCGCCGCGGGCCCUUCGUCCUGAUGAAGCUGCCCAAGUACGCGCUGCCCAAGGACCUGCAGAUCAUCAGCACGGACGAGAACCAGGUGUUCGUGGCGGUGCAGGAGUGGAACCAGGCCGACACUACAACCUGUACCAGUCGGACCCGCGCGGCGUGCACUACUCCCUGGUGCUGGAGCGCUGUGCGCAGCUCGCGGCAGGCCGAGGAGAGCGUGGUCAUCGACGUCCUGGAGGUCCGAGGCGUGAAAGGCGUCUUCCUGGCGAAUCAGAAGGUCGACGGCAAGGUGACCACGCUCAUCACCUACAACAAGGGCCGCGACUGGGACUACCUGCGGCCGCCCAGCGCCGACAUGAACGGGAAGCCCACCAACUGCCAGCCGCCCGAGUGCCGCCUGCACCUGCACCUGCGCUGGGCAGACAACCCCUAUGUGUCCGGCACCGUGCACACCAAGGACACCGCCCCCGGCCUCAUCAUGGGCGCAGGUAACCUGGGCUCGCAGCUCGUGGAGUACAAGGAGGAAAUGUACAUCACGUCAGACUGUGGGCGCACCUGGCGGCAGGUGUUCGAGGAGGAGCACCACGUCCUCUACCUGGACCACGGCGGCGUGAUCGCGGCCAUCAAGGACACCUCCAUCCCUCUCAAGAUCCUCAAGUUCAGCGUGGAUGAGGGCCUCACCUGGAGCACACACAACUUCACCAGCACCUCGGUGUUCGUGGACGGGCUGCCUGAGCGAGCCGGGGGACGAGACGCUGGUCAUGACGGUCUUCGGCCACAUCAGCUUCCGCUCCGACUGGGAGCUGGUCAAGGUGGACUUCCGGCCCUCCUUCCCCAGGCCCUGUGCCGACGAGGACUACAGCGCCUGGAGCCUCACCAACCUGCAGUCCUCCGAGGGCUCCCCGGGCCGGCCGUGGUCCACACGGCCCUAGAGGCUGAGCCCCCAUCCCUGCCCCAGGCCCAGGGCCCCCCCACACCUGGGGCCGUGUACCCCGCGACCCUCGGGCCCAGCCGGCCUGCCCAGCAGGUGCACGACGGGGGCCGUGGGAGAAUGGUCUCCGGCCACCUACAGAUCCUGGGAGCAGCUCCCUGGGAGGGGAAAAAAGACCCACCGCUCCCCGUGACCGAAUUCCAGUGUUCAAAGGCCAAGAUCGGCACGUCAGAGAAGAUGGCUCUGCCAGGUACCAGCAACUCACGCCGAUGA
Perognathus longimembris pacificus (Pacific pocket mouse) is the source of this 1866-nucleotide messenger RNA. RefSeq names its product sortilin related VPS10 domain containing receptor 2 (gene Sorcs2). Lineage: Eukaryota; Metazoa; Chordata; Mammalia; Rodentia; Heteromyidae. Gene Ontology annotation, cellular component: membrane. The coding region runs from base 1 to 1866 and encodes 621 amino acids. The record is from RefSeq and is a predicted model, not a curated record. Gene Ontology annotation, molecular function: protein binding. The transcript has 17 exons.